This is a messenger RNA of Aspergillus nidulans FGSC A4, 1359 nucleotides long. RefSeq lists its product as uncharacterized. The coding region runs from base 1 to 1359 and encodes 452 amino acids. The transcript has 2 exons. NCBI's taxonomy places the organism in Eukaryota, Fungi, Ascomycota, Eurotiomycetes, Eurotiales, Aspergillaceae. The record is from RefSeq and is a predicted model, not a curated record.
AUGGCAUCUCCGGCUAGCAUUACUUUGGCCGAAGUCGCGCGGCACAGCAGUCCGAAUGACCUCUGGAUUGUGAUAGAGGGAAACGUCUAUGAUGUAGCAGAAUAUCGUGAGGACCAUCCCGGGGGUGAUGAAAUUCUCCGCCAAUUUGCUGGAAAGGAUGCCACGACAGAGUUUCAAGACGCCGGCCACUCGAAUGACGCCUACGUGAAACUGAAGACGUUGCUCGUCGGUAGUCUGCAAUCGAAAACCCUACCGGAAAAUCAACCCGAAGAAAGUUCACGUAUCGUUUCAAUUGCCGUAAGCGAUAGAGGCAAAAUUCCGACCAAACGACAGGCAAGGAAUGGAAAUGACACGUCAAAGUAUGGCCAGCUGCCUAGCCUAGUGCUCGCGGGAGGGCUAGCAUUGUUGUUCUUUACACUAAAGCAACACCCCUGGCAAUCUAUUCAGGGCUAUCUUUCGCAAGCCCAAGUUUCACGAGUUCAGUCGAGCGGAUGGGUAGGGUUUCUCGGCGGAUUCCUGACUGCCACAACAUUAAACACUGCUGCCGCAACUUUUGUCGGCUUGACAGCCAAAAAGACUCUUUUGCUACGACACCGCGAGCUGGAGGAGUAUCCGCGAGUAAAGCAGCAUUACCUGCCGCUUCCUCCAAAGAAACCCGGUAUCAGCGGUGAAAACACCCAGCAGUUUCUGACACUAGUGGAUCGCCAAUGCAUCGCCCCCAAUGUGUACAAGGUGCGGCUCCAGGGCGACGGAUUGGUGAUUGGACUAGGGCAGCAUCUCAAAGUAUUGGCCGAGAUAGACGGAAGAAAAAUCCAGCGAAGCUACACCCCAGUCUCCCCCGUUGGGAAUUCGCCUAAAGUGGAUUUAAUCAUCAAGGUCUACCCCAAGGGCCAACUAGGCAAUUAUCUUCUCAAUCUCCCGCUCCAAUCGCGGGUGGAGAUACGCGGUCCGUUUGGUAGAUAUUCCCCGAGCCCGACGUGGAAGCAUAUCGCAUGCAUUGCAGGGGGUACCGGAAUUGCCCCGAUAUACCAGGUAAUGCGGGCAUGGCCUGGAGAAAUUACCCUCCUCUAUGGAAAUGAAACAUGGGAGGACAUCCUUUUGCGGGAGGAGCUGGAGCAACUGGUCCUUCAGUCACCCAGAAGAAUUAAAGUGCACCACGUUCUGGGUCAACCAAAGUCGGACUGGAAGGGCCUUAGGGGCUGGAUAACGAGAGAGAUGAUUCAGGACUUACUGCCGGAACCAUCCUCAAGCACUGGGUUCUUGGUUUGCGGACCUGACGGGAUGGUGCGGGCAAUUCGGGGACAUUUUGAGGCUAUUGAUGCGAAUGGCGAGGAGAAGGCCAAUGUGUUCGUUUUCUAG